Molecule: messenger RNA, 1294 nt
Organism: Medicago truncatula (barrel medic)
Lineage: Eukaryota; Viridiplantae; Streptophyta; Magnoliopsida; Fabales; Fabaceae
Product: epoxide hydrolase A
Exons: 3
Coding region: 72-1031 (319 amino acids)
Molecular function (GO): catalytic activity
Source: RefSeq, a predicted model, not a curated record
AUCAAGUAUCAACAGCAUCAAAAUAUUGAAAUUUCUUCACAGUUGCUCUGAGCCCAAAAAAAAGAACACAGAUGGAAGGAAUAGAACACAGAAGAGUGGAAGUGAAUGGAAUCAAAAUGCAUAUUGCUGAGAAAGGUAAAGAAGGACCUGUUGUCUUGUUCCUUCAUGGCUUCCCAGAACUCUGGUAUUCAUGGCGCCACCAGAUUGUAGCUCUCAGCUCCCUCGGCUACCGUGCUGUUGCUCCCGAUCUCCGUGGCUAUGGUGACACCGAUGCUCCGUCUUCAGUUAGUAGCUACACAGGUUUUCACAUAGUAGGUGAUCUUGUUGCACUUAUAGAUUUUCUGGGUGUUGAUCAAGUGUUUCUUGUUGCUCAUGAUUGGGGUGCUAUCAUUGGUUGGUAUCUUUGUAUGUUUCGCCCUGAAAGAAUCAAAGCUUAUGUCUGUCUCAGUGUUCCACUACUCCGUAGAAACCCCAAAAUCAGGACCGUUGAUGCCAUGCAUGCUGCUUAUGGAGAUGAUUAUUACAUAUGUAGAUUUCAGGAACCAGGCAAAAUGGAAGCUGAGAUGGCUGAAGUUGGCACUGCAUAUGUGAUGAAAAGUACCCUCACAACUCGGAAAACUGGUCCUCCAAUAUUUCCCAAGGGAGAGUUUGGAACUGGAUUCAACUCAGAUACUCCUGACACCUUACCCUCUUGGCUUACAGAAGAUGACCUUACUUAUUUUGUCUCCAAAUUUGAGAAAACAGGCUUCACUGGAGCAUUGAACUACUACAGAAACUUUAACUUAAAUUGGGAGCUGAUGGCGCCAUGGAAUGGAGUGAAAAUCAAGGUGCCUGUGAAAUUCAUUACAGGUGAUUUGGAUAUGGUGUACACCUCACUAAACAUGAAGGAGUAUAUCCAUGGUGGGGGAUUCAAGGAAGAUGUUCCCAAUCUGGAAGAAGUGAUUAUCCAAAAAGGAGUGGCGCACUUCAACAAUCAAGAAGCAGCAGAGGAAAUAAGUAAUCACAUUUAUGAAUUCAUCAAGAAGUUCUGAGCUUAUCUACAAAUGAAAUAAUCUUGCUGCUAUGUCUAUUUCCCGGUUCUUAGUAGUUGCGUGUGUUGUAUUUAGAACAAUUGUUCUCCUGUAACCAUUUAACUCUAAAUACUGGAUGUAUCUUUCCGGCUCAAAUAGCUCUCCACAAGGGUCAUUAAUAAUAAUGUAUCUAAUAAUACACAACAUACAUAAUCCCCUUUUUUUUCCUUUUUUUUUUUUGUUACGAUAUAAUCCCAUUGUUGUAGCAAGUAUUUUGAAUUAAA